AUGGUGAUAGUGUUUGACCGAAUGAUGGACGUCGUGGUGGCCCCUGUAGCCAGCCCUGAAUCACUGGAUUGAUAUCAGCGACCUGGCCGCUGCCUCCACCUGCCCCGAUCGGGAGACAGAUUACGAUCACCAGUAUGUGUCACUAAGCUCAACGACGAGAUUUCGGUGUCAGGUGCCACGUGGCACGCGCGCCGCACGCGCAUAUAUCAUAGCUCGCACAUGUAGUCGACACCUGCUUCCUACACACCACGAUCAAUGAUAUCGCUCUCAGGUUAUGAACCCCUACGUGAUUCAUUGCACCUCGCAACCUCUUGAAGCUCACCUCACUAGUUGCGCCCACCCGUUGAAGCUCACCUCGCGGGCCUCCCGCCCCACUUGGUGCGUUUGAGACGAAUUCCAUCCACGACGUAGGCUACGCGUAGCUAACCUGAAGCACACCUCAGGGACAAUGGCCCCUUCCAACUCAUCACCGACGCCGGUGACGGGAAGCUUCAAAACACCUCCCAUCGCCCCUCUCACAUCUGGAAACUACACAGAAAUGGAAGUGGAAGAUGGAGAAUGCCCUCUCGUUAGAGGGCCUCCUCCCUUGGGUGAACGGCCAUUGGCCCCGACCCAACAAGGAAAACACCAAGUACGAGGACGCCGCAGGCACGACUCGCACCCUGACCUACACCCAGCUGUUUCAAAGACAGCACAACUGGGAUGAAGCUGACAGAAAGGCUAUGACCAUGAUUCGCAUUAAUGUGGGACCCUUGGAAAUCAGGUACCUUCGCGAUCUGACCACCGCGCAUGCAUCGUGGAAGAACAUCACAGAGAGGUACAAACGCAGAGGUACCACUGAGCAGGUACGGCUGCUGCGUCAAUGGCAGACCCUCACCAUGCGUACUGGAGAGACGGGAGAAGAGCUCUGUGCAAGAGCAUCUCAAAUGCUAGACGAACUCGACAUGAUGCAACUUCUACCAACGCCGAAGAUGCAAGCAAUCACUCUUCUAGGCGCUCUGGAUGCAUCGUACGCUCCUCUUGCCAUGUCCCUUGAGACGAGGGACAACCUUGACUUCCAAAUCGUCGAGUCUUCUAUUCGUCAAGAAAGCGCCCGCCGCAACAUGGCCGACGACAUGGGUACCAGAGCCCUCAUGGCGCGAGGUCAACCGAAGCGCCCCAUCCGCCCCAAGUGCACCCACUGUCACAAGUUUGGCCACGUUGCCAAAGACUGCUGGGAGAAGGACAGCCCCAGACCUGAACAAGCGCACAUGGCGGACGAUGACGAGGACGACCACUUUGAAGAGCCCGUGGGUAUGGCAGCCAUGGCAUUGGAUCGCUCCACCCUCACCGAGGACUGGUCGCAACUAUACACGCCAAACGUGUCCACACCGUCGCGUGCCUCACCUGCGCCUCAUGCCUCGCCUAAGUACUCUCCUCUUCGAUCGCCGGCGAGUACCAACCCAUCUCCGUCGCCAUCUGGUGUGGCCACACCAUACGAGUUUGAUGAUGACUCGCAAAUGUAUGCUUGGAGCAUCACCGACAGCACGGGCACCACGACGAUCCUAGCUAUCGACAGUGGCGCAUCAACCCACAUGACCAAUGUCCGCGAAAGCAUUCACAAUUACCGAAAACUUUCUUUCCCACGUCGAAUUCGCACGGCAAAUGGUGGUGAAUGCACAGCUCUAGGAUACGGCGACCUCGUCCUUGUGACAUCGGCACAUGGUACGAUAACCUUACCCAGUGUUCUCUACGUCCCGGGUUUACAGGCAACUCUCAUUUCUGUCUCGCGCCUGGUCCGCUCUGGGUCUAGAGUAGUCUUCGAGGGUGAGAUGUGCACCGUUAUUGACAAGCAAGGGUCCGUGGCCGUCCAGGCACAUAUCAGCUCCAGCAACGUCUAUGCCAUCGACGCUAGUCCAGAACAAGCUCAAGCGGCAGAGGCGUUGCUCACGGCUCAAAACAUCACAUCGUUAUGGCACGCGCGCUUAGCUCAUGCCCCUCAUGCAGUUGUCAGGACCCUCUGCAAGGGAGGCUAUGGCGUCAACGUGGAUGUAUGCGAGCUGGAUACUUGCGACACUUGUUACAAGGCAAAGUCUAAGUUGUCCCCCUUUCUAGAGACCGGCGCCCACCGCGAGUCCGAGAUACUUGCGCGUGUGCACUCUGACGUCUCUGGACCGUACAGCACGCCUGGGUUAUUGGGAGCACGCUACUUUGUGGUCUUUGUCGACGACUUCUCGCGUAUGGCAUACACGGUAUGCAUCAAAAACAAAGACGACGUGCUGCCAGUCUUCAAAACUUACAAGCUAAUGAUGGAGAAGGCCACUGGCAAAGACAUCAAGAAGUUCAGAAGCGAUAAUGGCGGUGAAUACGAUGGUCUAAAGCCGUUCCUCCUAAGUCAAGGCAUCACCAUCGAAAGAUCACCCCCCAAGCGUCAAGCCCUAAACGGCGUAGCUGAACGCAUGAUUCAAACCAUCCGUCAGCGAGCGCGUUCCAUGAUGCUUCAUGCCAAGCUACCCAAACACUUCUGGUCCGCGGCUAUUGAUUGCGCUACGUACCUCACAAAUCGUCUCCCGAGUGCGGCCAACAACGACAUGACACCUGUCGAGAAAUGGUCGGGUGAUAAACCCAACCUUAGCUUCCUUCGAGUAUUCGGUUCCACGGCGUACGUCCACAUCGACAAGUCCAAACGCGCAUCAAAGUUCAGCGAAACAGCAGAGAAGUGCACAUUCAUUGGCUACGCUCCAGGAACAGCUGCUUAUUGGUUCUGGUCACCUGAGCGACACAAAGUCAUUGUGUCGCGUGACGCACGCAUCCUGGAACUUGAGGAUCUCGACGACGUCGCCGCCUCUGAGCCUCAGGGUCUCGAUAGCAGUAUUAGUGAUUCGGACGAAGUUGUCACACCGCCAGACAGUCCAGCAGUGCCUGGAACCGCCGCUCCCCUUGCUCCAAAGCGCCCGCAGCGCGAGUGACGCCUCCCAGGUAGACUGACUGACUUUGCAGCCCACCUUGCCUGCGAGGACGAAGGAGGAGCUGCAGGCUCGGGAGAAGCAGACCAAAUUGUCGAGCUUGCCGCAGUGGCUAAAGCAAGCGAUGCCACCAUUGCGCCCUCAGAUACCGAACCCCGCUCUUACAAAGAGGCCAUGGCAUCCGUCAACGCCCAGCAUUGGAAAGACGCCAUGGCAACGGAAAUCAGCAAUCUGAAACGUGCACAGUCGUUCGAAGUCGUCGAUAAUCCUACCACUCACGCUCCGGUCAGUGUGCGUUGGGUUUGCAAGGUCAAGCGCGACCACCAUGGAGAGGUGAUCCGCUAUGGAGCACGACUGGUGGCCCGCGGUGAUCAACAAACCGAUGGCAUCGAUUACGAAGAAAUCUUCGCUCCAGUUAGCAAGCUUGCCUCCAUCAGGAUCUUCAUCGCCCUGGUCGCCUCUUGGAAAUGGUUCAUGGUAUCCUUCGACUUUGUGUGCGCCUUCCUUAACGCGCCGCUGGAGACCGAGGUCUUCUGCAAAAUUCCGGAGGGGGCACCGCCUGAUUGCGGUGAUCAACGCACACAGUCAUGGAGUCUCAAGCGCUCUCUGUAUGGUCUCAAGCAAUCAGGUCGAAACUGGUACAACACGCUCGUUGCCGACCUUGAGGCAAUGGGCUUUGAACGAAACGACGCAGAGCCGUGUCUCUUCUAUCACAGCGACAUGCAAGUCAUGAUCGCCGUCUAUGUCGACGAUGUCUUAAUGGCUGCAAAGUCUCGCGAGAACAUCACCAAGAUUCACAAGUGGUUGAGUGCCAAAUACGAAAUGACUGGAGGAGACGACGCGACCUUCAUCCUGGGCAUACAGAUCCUGCGCGCAUCGUCAACCGCAGGACUGAUAGCCUUGUCUCAGCAAACCUACAUCGAGAACAUCCUUGCGCGUACGAACAUGCUUACUGCCAAGCCUGCGCCAACCCCCCUCAGCGCAAGUGUCAAGUUGUCCAAGAGCCAAUGUCCAUUGCACGAUGACAAGGAGCAUGUAAUGACGCGUCUUCUGAGUGAAGACGUAUGCCGGCGCAAGUAA
Messenger RNA from Ceraceosorus bombacis, 4025 nucleotides. The record is from the annotation of a GenBank genome assembly. Lineage: Eukaryota; Fungi; Basidiomycota; Exobasidiomycetes; Ceraceosorales; Ceraceosoraceae.